This is a messenger RNA of Colletotrichum gloeosporioides, 219 nucleotides long. RefSeq lists its product as uncharacterized. The coding region runs from base 1 to 219 and encodes 72 amino acids. The record is from RefSeq and is a predicted model, not a curated record. Gene Ontology annotation, biological process: mitochondrial respiratory chain complex I assembly. Gene Ontology annotation, cellular component: mitochondrion. The transcript is spliced from 2 exons. Lineage: Eukaryota; Fungi; Ascomycota; Sordariomycetes; Glomerellales; Glomerellaceae.
AUGAAUCGUCCACGGCCCAUUCAGAAGUUUGCUUCUGCCGUAUCGCAAUGCUCUGUCGAGACCACUUUGUACGGCAAGUGCAUUGUCGCCGACUACAAUUCCGUGCAUAAGGACAAGUGUGUCAAGGAAUUCCUCAGAUUGAAAGACUGUUAUAUUGUACAUCGCUACCAACCCACAGCCAGUUACGGCGGCUCAAAACACAUCACUAACACAUGCUGA